Messenger RNA from Kluyveromyces marxianus DMKU3-1042, 1668 nucleotides. It is a transcript of the gene SHS1, whose product is annotated as septin SHS1. The coding region runs from base 1 to 1668 and encodes 555 amino acids. Gene Ontology annotation, biological process: division septum assembly; cellular bud neck septin ring organization; actomyosin contractile ring assembly. Lineage: Eukaryota; Fungi; Ascomycota; Saccharomycetes; Saccharomycetales; Saccharomycetaceae. The record is from RefSeq and is a predicted model, not a curated record. Gene Ontology annotation, molecular function: GTP binding; molecular adaptor activity; GTPase activity. Gene Ontology annotation, cellular component: septin ring; septin complex; cytosol. The transcript has a single exon.
AUGUCGAUUAGUUCUGCAUCUCAAGUGCUGUCGCCAAACAUGAACUAUGUGGGUACGCUUCGUAGAAAGAAGGAGAAGAGAGGUAUCACGUUUUCCCUGAUGCUAGUGGGUGCAUCUGGUACUGGUAAGACAACUUUUGCCAAUAAUCUUUUGGAGUCUACUGUUUUUCCACACAGAUACCAACAAGAUGUUCCAGCUAGUACGAACAACGAGAAUGUGAAGAUAGUUCAGCCUACCAAGGUUGUUACGUUCAAUUCGAGCAAUGGUAUUCCUAGCUAUAUGUCUCCAUUUGAUCCUGCUUCGCCAUUCUUGGAGCCCGGGAUCACUGUGACUUCAACUGCUCUGGAGAUCACGACUAAGGCCAAUGACGAUGGAGACAAUUCUGUGCCAGAGAAGAUCAACUUCUUCUUGACAGACACCCUAGGGCUGGGUGAGAAUCUAAACAAUGAGCUAUGUUUCGAUGAGAUUGUUUCGUACUUGGAACAGCAGUUUGAUUCUGUGCUUGCGGAAGAAACAAGGAUCCGCAGAAACCCGCGUUUUCAAGAUACAAGAGUCCAUGUCGCGUUAUAUUUCAUUGAACCAACGGGACACGGCUUACGUGAAUUGGACGUGGAAACAAUGAAGAGACUGUCUCGUUACACAAACGUUCUGCCUAUCAUUUCUAGGGCGGACUCCUUCAAUCCUGAAGAGUUGAAAAGGUUCAAGAAGAACAUCAUGGAAGAUAUUGAUAGAUUUAAUGUUCCGAUUUACAAAUUUGAAGUGGACGAAAACGAAGAUGAUUUAGAAACCAUAGAAGAAAAUAGGGCAUUGGCUAACAUUCAACCAUUCUCGAUCAUAUGUGCAGACCAGCGUGAUAGUGUCACUGGGAAAUACUACCGUCAGUACCCAUGGGGUAAAAUAGACAUCGAUAACGAGAAUAUCUCUGACUUGAAGCUGCUAAAAAGAGUGUUAUUUGGUUCUCACUUGCAAGAGUUUAAAGACACAACCCAAAACUUGCUGUAUGAAAAUUACCGUGCCGAAAAGUUGGCGUCUGUCCCCUCAUGGGACAUUGAAAAUUCUACCGUUUCUGAUCAAGGUGCUGCAGAAGACCCAAAUACCAGCGCUACUAACAAUGGUAACAUAAUGAACGGUUUGACAAGAAACUCUACAGCGCCUUCUUUGUCUAAUUUUGCUUCACUAAUAAAUACUGGGAAAUUCAAGUCACAACAAUCUUUGGCAGUUCCCCCACAAUCAGAUACUCCUGAAACUCCAAAACUAAACAGCGUAGAUGAGAAAGAUGAAGUCAGUACCCUACCUUCGGUCAACUCCCCAAGAUCUAUUUCUGCUAAAAUUCAAACGUCUCCAGAGAGAACUAAAUUACGGAAUAUUUCCGAGAAUGUUCCAUAUAUGUUGCAGCACGAACGUAUUUUAGCAAGGAAACAAAAAUUGGAGGAACUCGAAGCACAAUCAGCUAAAGAACUACAGAAAAGAAUCCAAGAGCUUGAAAAGAAGGCAAUUGAAUUGAAAAUGAAGGAAAAACUGUUAAGACAGAAUUCAUUGACACAUUCUCAAUCUCAAGAGUCUAUUAACUCAAGUGCCACUAGGCAACAAUCUGUAUCAGGAACUGUAAACAUAAAGAAAGAAGAGACAUACAAUGAUUUGGCCUCCAUUGUUAGCAAAAGGGAUUAA